AUGCUCAAGCAGAAUACAGAUCGACGCCGCCGCACAACUUCAGACCCCCUCGCCCGCGCCCUCAUACCCCCGCCCAAUGAGUCCCCCAUCGAACGCGAGAACAGAAUCAAGGCUGAGGCAGAUGCUCGCAAAGUCAGUGAGCACAUCGACGAGAUGCUUCGACAAGAGCGGGCAGAGAAGAAAAAGUCGGGAGUGAGCGUCCUGCUGCUGGGCCAGUCAGAGUCGGGCAAGAGUACUACACUCAAACAAUCAGAUACCCUCGAUGAUCACGAAGAGCUAGAGUCAACCGAUCCCGCCCUAAUUGUCAUCUCAUCCGACGGUCGACCCCCUUCAGCCAUUUUGGGAACAAGGGUUCCUAAUUAUGAGAGUUAUCGAAGACGAUUGGAGCCGUUGAUCGAAUUGGAAGAGCGCCUCAUUCGUUUGCUCUCUUCGCAGGACGAAGACGAGGCAACUCGCUUGGGUCCAUGUCCCCAGGGCUGGAAUAAUUACGCACAGCAACACAACGGCAGCGAGAAUCAGCCCCCUCUAGUCAACGGCCGAGUGCCAUCUGGACGACCGACCAUCGUCAUUCCCAGCAAGACCCAAACCACCGGCUCAGUACAAGUCAAUAUAACCAGCACCAUCUCUCACGGCAAGGAAGUCGCAGUCCACCCGAGAAACAACUGGAAAAAGGCCUUCGCUCUUGGUGGCAAUUCCAAAAGUCCGAAGAGUGCUCAUUCAGGCGAAAUUGAGGGUUGGUGGGAAGACCCUGACGACCCGGUGCAUGCUCUCAACGCCUGCGCACCUGCCAUGAUGGAGCUGUGGCGAGAUCGUAACGUCAGACAACGCCUCAGCGAGAAGAGGAUUCGGUUGGAAGAGACAAGUGGAUUUUAUCUCGAUGAAAUACCGAGGAUAACAGCGAAGAAGUACAUCCCGACCGACGCGGAUGUGCUGAAGGCGCGACUGAAAACUAUGGGGGUAGUCGAACACACUUUCCACGUCCCUUUGGGUUCGAGCAAGGGGUCAGAGUGGCGAAUUUAUGACGUUGGGGGAGCGAGGAACCAGAGACAGGCCUGGGCUCCUUAUUUCGAAAACGUGGAUGCUAUCAUCUUCCUUGCGCCUAUCUCGGCCUUUGAUCAGGUCCUGACAGAGGAUUCUCGCGUAAACCGAUUAGAGGAUUCCCUGCUCCUGUGGAAGUCCGUGGUUUCCAACAAGCUCCUCGCCAACGUCAACAUCAUUCUAUUUUUGAACAAAUGCGACCUUCUACAGGCCAAGCUUGACGCUGGUGUGAGGCUAAACCAACAUAUGGUCUCCUAUGGCGAUAGACCGAACGACUACGAUUCGGUGUCCAAGUACUUCCGCAACAAGUUUGGUGGUCUUCACCAAUCCUAUACGCCUAAUAAGGAGCGGGAACUGCACAGUGAGUGA
Messenger RNA from Coprinopsis cinerea okayama7#130, 1407 nucleotides. RefSeq lists its product as hypothetical. Gene Ontology annotation, cellular component: heterotrimeric G-protein complex. Gene Ontology annotation, biological process: adenylate cyclase-modulating G protein-coupled receptor signaling pathway. The coding region runs from base 1 to 1407 and encodes 468 amino acids. The record is from RefSeq and is a predicted model, not a curated record. Lineage: Eukaryota; Fungi; Basidiomycota; Agaricomycetes; Agaricales; Psathyrellaceae. The transcript has 9 exons. Gene Ontology annotation, molecular function: GTPase activity; G-protein beta/gamma-subunit complex binding; G protein-coupled receptor binding.